Molecule: messenger RNA, 1183 nt
Organism: Mercurialis annua (annual mercury)
Lineage: Eukaryota; Viridiplantae; Streptophyta; Magnoliopsida; Malpighiales; Euphorbiaceae
Product: formyltetrahydrofolate deformylase 1, mitochondrial
Exons: 8
Coding region: 49-1029 (326 amino acids)
Biological process (GO): 'de novo' IMP biosynthetic process
Molecular function (GO): formyltetrahydrofolate deformylase activity
Source: RefSeq, a predicted model, not a curated record
UAUUCUUGGAGGGGGUGGCUGUGCUUCUCAUAAGAUAAAAAAAAAGUGAUGAACCAUACACGAAAAUGUGCCUCUGUAAUCCUCCCUCAAGUUCUUAGAUUUUCAAACAGGUCCUUCACUUCCUCAAAAUUGCCUAGGGAGUCUCUCGAUUCCUCCACUCCUCCUCUCACUCAUGGCAUCCACGUUUUCCAUUGCCCAGAUGCAGUUGGUAUAGUUGCAAAGCUAUCAGAUUGCAUUGCUUCGAGAGGUGGCAACAUUCUUGGAGCUGAUGUUUUCGUUCCUCAAAACAAGAAUGUUUUCUAUUCCAGAAGUGAGUUUGUUUUUGACCCAAACAAAUGGCCAAGGGCUCAAAUAGAUGAGGAUUUUCGAAAGCUGUCGAAAAUGUUUAAUGCAAUGACAUCUGUUGUUCGAGUGCCUGAUCUUGACCCUAAAUUCAAGAUAGCGAUUCUUGCUUCAAAGCAGGAGCAUUGCUUGAUUGAUUUGUUGCAUAAAUGGCAAGAGGGAAAAUUUCCAAUUGAAAUUACUUGUGUAAUAAGUAACCACGAAAGAGGCCCAAACACGCAUCUGAUCCGCUUUCUUGAGAGGAACUGUAUUCCUUAUCAUUAUUUGGGCAUGACAGAAGAAAAUAAAAGAGAACAGGAGAUCCUGGAUUUGGUUAAAGAUACUGAUUUUUUAGUACUCGCCAGGUACAUGCAGAUAUUAUCUGGUAAUUUUUUGGGGAGCUAUGGGAAGGAUAUAAUUAACAUUCACCACGGGCUUUUGCCAUCAUUUAAGGGUGGGCAUCCAUCCAGGCAGGCUUUUGAUGCAGGAGUAAAAUUGAUUGGUGCAACGAGUCACUUUGUGACUGAAGAACUUGACUGUGGACCUAUUAUUGAACAGAUGGUUGAGUCAGUUUCCCAUCGAGAUAAUUUAUGGAGUUUUGUGCAGAAAUCGGAGAACCUUGAGAAACAAUGCCUUGCCAAAGCUAUAAAGUCCUACGCUGAACUACGAGUUUUGCCUUUUGAGACAAACAAGACUGUUGUAUUUUGAGGUGAACAGAAGUUACCAAGCUCUUUAAAUUAUUUACCUUUUACAUGUACAUUCAGGUAUUACAUUUUUUUCAAUCAAACUCCCUGGCACCACUUUGUAAGCUUAUGAUACCAGACAAAUAAAAGUCUGCGAAUAAAAUUCACUUCUUAUCUUA